This is a messenger RNA of Balaenoptera acutorostrata (minke whale), 322 nucleotides long. Its product is annotated as 60S ribosomal protein L36-like. Lineage: Eukaryota; Metazoa; Chordata; Mammalia; Artiodactyla; Balaenopteridae. The record is from RefSeq and is a predicted model, not a curated record. Bases 23 to 322 code for a protein of 99 amino acids. Gene Ontology annotation, cellular component: cytosolic large ribosomal subunit; ribosome. The transcript has a single exon. Gene Ontology annotation, biological process: cytoplasmic translation. Gene Ontology annotation, molecular function: structural constituent of ribosome.
CAGCCAUGGCUCUGCGCUACCCAUGGCCUUGGGCCUCAACAAGGGACACAAGGUGACCAAGGACGUGAGCAAGCCGAGGCACAGACGCCGCCGCUGGCGCCUCACCAAGCACACCAAGUUCGUGCGGGACAUGAUCCGGGAGGUGUGCUGCUUCACCCCUCAUGAGCGGCGGGCCAUGGAGCUGCUCAAGGUCUCCAAGGACAAGCGGGCCCUCAAGUUCGUCAAGAAAAGGGUGGGGACACACAUCCAUACCAAGAGGAAGAGAGAAGAGCUGAGCAAUGCCCUGGCCGCCAUGAGGAAGGCGGCAGCCAAAAAGGACUGA